UCACUUUCUGUCGAUUUCCUUUGCUUUCACUGCUUUCAGGGAGUGCGACACCCAUUCUUGUUUGUUUGACUUGGUGGCGGCAUUUAGACCCAACGCAAUGAGCGCCGCCGAGCUUUUAGAGAAUGAGGCCUUGUUGGACGAUGAGGAAAAUGAUGAAGACUACGACGAGGAGACCGGUGAAGUAGCUAGAGGCACUGCUGAUCGAAAUGGCCACUAUGACGAUUCCAGUGAGGAGGAAGAAGACGAAGAUGAAGACGCCGCUCGUGCUGUCCGCGAGGGUUUCAUUGUCGACGAAGACGAAGAAGAGGAAGAGAGGUCUGAAAGACGACGAGAAAAGAAAAAGCGACGCCGUGAAGAGCGUGCACUCGAGGAUGAGGACCUGGACGAGGAAGAUAUCUAUCUUAUCGGGGAGAAUAACCCGGACUUUGAACCUCCUGUUUCUUAUGAGUCGAAAUUUAAGCGGCUGAAGCGCGGGCAUAAAGGUGAUCGAGACCGUGCCGUGUCUCAGGGAAUCAACGAUAUAUUCAACUCCGACGAAGAGGAGGAUGAGGUCGACCGAUAUCGGAUGGGUGCCCGAGAUAGAAGGGGGCUUCACGAUGACCUCGAUGAUUUCAUCGAAGAGGAUGUGUUUUCCGACGAAGAGCGCGAGCGCAUGCGGGAAGACGAAGAGAUCGCUCGCCCAGUUAAAAAAGGAAUCUCUGGACUUGCUGUUACAGAGGCGACUGGCCUCGAUGAAGCUGCCCUCGAGGAUAUGCGUGCUGCUUUCGGUGAUGGAACCGAUUAUCUCUUCGCCCUUGAAAUGGAAGAAGAUGAAGAUGAAGAAGAACGUGGGGAUGAAGAAAAGCCACUUGACCUAAAAGAUGUUUUUGAGCCAUCACAACUGGCUGAAAAGAUGAUGACGGAGGAAGACAACGAGAUCCGCUUUACUGACGAACCCGAGCGCUACCAGAUAGCAAGAAAGCCUUAUAAGCACGUCAUCCUGAGCGAAGAACAAUUUAAGGAAGAAGCCAUAUGGAUUUCAAAUCUUAUGUUACUGAAAAAGCGCCUGGAACCAGACUUACGCGAGCCAUUCCAGAGAGCUAUUGUCAAGGUCCUUGAAUUUAUGGUUACUGAUGACUGGGAAGUGCCGUUCAUCUUUCAACAUCGCAAGGAUUACUUGAUUCAUGCGGCAAAGGUUCCAAUGUCCCCUAGCGCACCCAAUCCCGAUGGGCAGGACUACGUUAUUAGAGCAGAGAAACUCUUAAACAUGACUGAUCUGUGGGAUAUCUUCGAGUAUGACCUAAAGUUCCGCGCACUUGUUGACAAGAGGAACAUCCUUCAGCGGACCUAUGACAACCUUAAGAACGUCGCAAACGUCAAAGACGAAGUGUUUGAGCAGAUGUUACCUGCUGUGGUGACCAUGGAGGAACUUCAGGACCUCCAGGAUUAUAUCUAUUUUGAGUACUCAUCCGAACUUAAAGAUGUUGCGAUGGUGAAUGGAAAUGGAGAGAAUGGGGCCGUUCAUCAACGCCGAAAAGCCGCGACCAAAACUUUCUAUGAGCGUAUCCGCAAUAGCAAGGCUUACGGUCUUGUUCGUGCGUUCGGAAUUACACCAGACGGAUUUGCCCAAAACGCUAUGAAGGAAGCAAAGAGACAUCAUAUUGAUGACCCCACUGAGCUACCCGAAGAUAUGGCGGACGGGCUCCUUGACACUCACUUUGCAAACGGUUUACACGCGCUCAAGGCUGCCAAGACAAUGUUUGCAGAACAGUUGAUAAUGAGCCCAAAAGUAAGGAAGGAAUUAAGACGAGCCUUCUAUAUGAAUGGCGUUAUCGAUUGUUUCAGGACUGAAAAGGGCCUAAAAAAGAUUGAUGAACAUCACCCUUAUUACGAAUUUAAGUAUUUGCGAAAUCAGCAACUGAGUGACAUUGCACGCCGACCAGAACUAUUCCUGCGCAUGCUGAAAGCGGAAGAAGAAGGCUUGGUGGACGUCAACGUUCGGUUCCAAAAUUUUGAUAAUUAUAAGAAACGACUUUAUCGUGAUAUCCAAUCCGACAACUUCAGUGAAGUAGCCGAUGCCUGGAACAAAGCGAGAAAGGAAGUGCUUGACAUGGCACUUGCACGGCUCGACAAGAUCAUGAGUCGCGGAGUCAAGGAAAAUAUCAAGACUGAAUGUGAGAACCACGUCGCUAAGGAAUGCCGAGAAGCUUUCUCCUUACGACUCGAUCAAGCUCCGUACAAGCCUAAAGGCAUGAUCCUUGGCACUAUUCCCCGUGUCCUCACUUUAUCAGCCGGUGCUGGUAUCAUUGGCAAAGACCCAAUAUACUGGGCGUGGGUUGAAGAGGAUGGCCGAGUCUUGGAAAACGGCAAAUUUACCGACCUCACUCUCGGUGAUCCAGACCGCAUGAUUUCAGACGGUAGAGACGUGAACUCUCUCAUAGAUCUCGUCGAACGGCGCAAACCUGAUGUGAUUGGCAUUUCCGGGAUGUCUCCAGAAACCCGCAAACUUUACAAGCAACUCGCAGAGCUCAUCGAUGCAAAGAAUCUCCGCAGCUCGCCAUAUACCAACGAUAAUGAUGAUGAAGUUAGCGAUCCUCUCGAAGUAGUCAUAGUGAACGACGAAGUGGCAAGACUGUAUCAUACCAGCGACAAGGCCAGAUCAGAGCACCCCGGUCUUCACCCAUUGACCAUCUACUGCGUUUCUCUCGCCAAAUAUCUACAGAAUCCAAUGAAAGAGUACGCUUCGUUAGGACGGGACAUAGUGUCUAUUCAAUUUAAACCAGGCCAGCAACUUAUCUCUCAGGAGAAGCUCUUGAAGCAACUCGAAAGUGCUUUGGUUGAUAUGGUGAACUUAUGUGGUGUGGAUAUCAAUGAAGCUGUCAAUGAUCCGGCUACCGCUAACCUUCUCACUUAUGUGAGCGGUCUCGGCCCUCGAAAGGCCUCCCAGUUGCUGAAAAUCAUCAACAUGAACGGUGGUGUUGUGAAUAACCGCAUGGAGUUACUAGGAGUCAACGCGCAGUAUCCUGCAAUGGGCGUGAAAGUAUGGAACAAUUGUGCCAGUUUCCUCUACAUCGACUACGACACGGCCGAUCCCGACACUGAUUAUUUGGACAAUACUCGUGUUCAUCCAGAAGACUAUGAUAUUGGUCGCAAGAUGGCCGCCGAUGCGCUCGAACUCGAUGAAGAAGAUAUCAAAGCGGAGACAGAUGAGAACGGGCCCGGCGCUAUCGUUAGAAAGCUCGUUAAGGAGGAUGCUCAAGAAAAAGUCAACGACCUUAUUCUGGAAGAGUAUGCCGAGCAACUCGAAAAGAAUCUUAACCAGAGAAAACGCGCUACUCUUGAGACUAUACGUGCUGAACUACAGCAGCCUUAUGAGGAAUUACGAAAGCAAUUCGUCUUCCUUAGCACAGAUGCCAUCUUUACAAUGUUUACCGGCGAGACUGCGGACACCUUGGCCGAAGGCAUGGUUGUACCUGUCACUAUCAAACGAAUAACCGACGACCACAUUGACGGCAAACUUGACUGUGGAGUUGAUGUCCUCAUACCCGAGAUGGAGCUCACCGACCGAUAUGAUAUCCCCGUCCGAAGUCUAUAUUCCAUUCACCAAACUGUCCCUGCGAAACUGCUCUACUUGAACCGCAAAGCUUUCAUUGCCAACGCAUCUCUCCGCGAAGACCAGGUCAUUAGGCCGUAUCGCCGCGAAUUCGAUCAUAUGCGCGAUGAAUGGGAUGACAAGCAAGAGCACCAAGAUCAAGAAGCAAUGAAGGAGGAGACUAAGACGAGCACUCGUACACUCAGAGUUAUUAAGCAUCCGCUUUUCCGCCCAUUCAAUGGUCCUCAGGCUGAGGAAUUCCUCGCUUCGCAAAGUCGUGGAGACGCAGUCAUUCGACCUUCCUCUAAGGGCCCUGACCAUCUCGCAGUAACAUGGAAGGUGUCAGAUGGAGUAUACCAGCAUAUUGAUGUGUUAGAACUUGACAAAGAAAACGAGUUCUCCGUCGGCAAAAUUCUCAAAAUUGGCGGGAAGUAUUCGUACAGCGAUCUCGACGAGUUGAUUGUCAAUCAUGUCAAGGCCAUGGCAAGAAAGGUGGAUGAUAUGACAAUCCAUGAGAAAUAUCAGUCCGGCUCAAAAGAGGCUACAGAACGUUGGUUAACAACAUACACAACCGCCAACCCUACUCGUUCUGCCUACGCCUUUUGCAUCGACCCCAAACACCCGGGCUACUUCCACCUGUGCUUCAAGGCGGGCCAAAAUGCGUCAAUGAACAGCUGGCCAGUAAAAGUGAUUCCCCAGGGAUACGAAUUGCAACGGAACCCAUAUCCAGACAUGAUGGCGUUAUGCAACGGAUUCAAGACGAUGUAUGCGAAUGUGUUGGCCGGAAAGAAGGGACGAAGAUGAAAACCAGGACAGCUUUUUUGUUUUCUUACGUGUAUUUCUAUGGGGAAAAACUUCAUGGUACUCGCUCGUCCUUUAGCUUCUUUCAUAGGUGUUUAGGGUUUCGAAAGGAUAGGAGCUACUUUCUUCUUCUCCCGGUUUUAUGUCAUGGAUAAAUCAAUCGAUAGUAUAAGAAUUGGGUUGAUCAUAAUAUUAGUGUGUUCAGACUGAAGACUUUAAGAGGUGUGUAUAUAAACAUCAUAGUCAAUGUCCGUUGUGUUUUGGAACUUUUUGCACUCUGAUGGCUGUAAGUAAAACAAUGCAAUAGUAAUUCCAUUCUCCUGAGCGAGUAGAAACCCUCCCAACAUUUUUCUUCAUGCAUAAACUUAUUAGAUGCAAAAGCCCCUCUAUCCAAAACGUCAAACACGAAAUUUUCAUAGCCUUCUCUCGCCAACCCAAACCGAAUAUCGCAAGCAAACUGACACAGAAGCCAUAACUUAAUCACCGAACCCACCAAAAAAGAGAUUUUAACCGUGCAAGGUAUCGUAUAGCAUUCCCAUCUCUCCACCUCUACCACUCGACUCUCCCACUUUCCUUCGAUCCUUCCCACGUCUUUGUCUUCCUUUCUCGGGGGCAUCCAUGGAUAGCCCCGGUAGAUACUCGACAAUGGCUCUGCUCUUCGCGCGAUAAUGUUCAACAAUGCCGCCUGCCAACAGCCUCUGCAGCGCAGCCAUUCUGCACCAUUUCCACCAUCUGUUGAGAUUUAAGGGUGCGAAGCGGUGGAAUUUUAGCCCAGCACGGGUGCCGUAGGACUCGCUCUUCUCGUGGUCGAUGGACUGUCUGAAUCGCGGACCGUGACGCGGGUUUUCAAUGGUCGUAAGGAUAGCGUCAAAGUGCAUGUGGAGGGUGCGCUUGGAUUUCUUGCUAAUGUGACGACCGGAUAUUUUGGCAAGGUCCUGGAUCUUCCCUUCGAUGGCAGGUGUGUUGUGAUACGGCUUGUAGCGCUGUACGAGCAGCGCGCCGUUGUCGUCACGGUAAUCAUCCUGGGAGAUAUCAUCGUGGGAGAUCUGUAGAUCAUAUUCUGACUCGUCGAUUUCUUCGUCUUCUUCUUGGGGAGAGAAGCUUUUCUCGUAGAGGAGUGCGAUGUUUUGCCCUGCUGCGGUUUGCACCUCAGGCUCGGUGCUGUCGAGCUGAUCCGCAAAGGUCUCCAUUGCGUCUUCGCUGAGAUGUUCCAAGUCAUCGACUCCGGUUGCAAGGAGGCCCCAUUCCUGCAGAGCUGCCGUGACGAUUUCCGGAUCGUCUGGAGUUUCAAUAAAGUGGCCGUCUGACAUGAUAAUUUCCAUCAAAAAUUCCAUCUCGUCCAACAAUUCAUCUUCGGAUGCACCGCCGAAGAACGCAGAUGCACCCAAACAGCGUAUCGCAGCUGAUUUGAUCGCAAGAGACGAAGAGCCGGCUAUCUUCCGUCGAACAACCGAGCCUGUCUUGUCGUACACGGCACCGCUCAACGUCGUUACCGCCGUAAGCGCUAUCGCCUUCAACGCUAGAAUUGUCUCCUUUUCUGUCGAUUCCUGCUUGAUACUUUGCAAGAAAGCCGUCAAAAGAUUUCCCACAUUGUGUUCCAUCUCAUCUGCCGCGUAGUGGCGCGCCAGAAUGCGCCCG
Messenger RNA from Coccidioides immitis RS, 6010 nucleotides. RefSeq names its product transcription elongation factor spt6. Bases 98 to 4375 code for a protein of 1425 amino acids. Gene Ontology annotation, molecular function: histone binding; DNA binding; nucleosome binding. Gene Ontology annotation, biological process: positive regulation of transcription elongation by RNA polymerase II; mRNA transcription by RNA polymerase II; nucleosome organization. Gene Ontology annotation, cellular component: transcription elongation factor complex. The record is from RefSeq and is a predicted model, not a curated record. The transcript is spliced from 4 exons. Lineage: Eukaryota; Fungi; Ascomycota; Eurotiomycetes; Onygenales; Onygenaceae.